GCGGGGAAAGACGACGCAAGCAGCCGCGACGCCAUUUGUCGCGGCCCAGCGUGGGUGCAGGCGGAUCUCGGAAGAGCUCGGUUGUUAGACUCUCUCGCGCACGCGAUCCGCCCUCCGCCGCCCCUGCUUAGUGUCACGCUGUCCCACGCGUCGCCCCUCGGAGGAGUCGCCGCCGCCACCCAGAUAGGAGUCGGAGACGCAGCGAGGCCGUCGUCACCGCCAUGCCUAAGAAUAAAGGUAAAGGAGGUAAAAAUAGACGCAGAGGUAAGAAUGAGAAUGAAUCUGAAAAGAGAGAGCUGGUGUUCAAAGAAGAUGGGCAAGAGUAUGCUCAAGUCAUCAAAAUGUUGGGAAAUGGACGAUUAGAAGCGAUGUGUUUUGAUGGUGUAAAGAGGUUAUGUCACAUCAGAGGGAAACUGAGAAAAAAGGUCUGGAUAAAUACCUCAGACAUCAUAUUGGUUGGUCUGCGGGACUACCAGGAUAAUAAAGCUGAUGUAAUUUUAAAAUACAAUGCAGAUGAGGCUAGAAGUCUGAAGGCAUAUGGCGAACUUCCAGAACAUGCUAAAAUCAAUGAAACUGAUACAUUUGGUCCUGGAGAUGAUGAUGAAAUCCAGUUUGAUGACAUUGGAGAUGACGAUGAAGACAUUGAUGAUAUCUAAGUCGAACUCCACCUUUCACAUUCCACUUUCUUUGAGGAUUAUUCAACAAUUUGGAUUUUGGCUGUGACCCAUUAAAGAAGAUUAAAAUUUCAUUAGCAUGAGUGCAAUUUGUUAAAGCAGACUGAUUUGUUUCUAAGGUAUUUCUUUAAAAACUGGUAAUGCUGAAUUCUUUUAAAUGAAAUGUUAAACCCACUUUGUUCUUUUGAUGUGACGGAGCUUGUGGGUAAAAGACCACAUCUGCUCUUCUAAAAGAAAAAAUUACGUUACUGCCUUUCCCACUUUGACCACUUCCAGUAAGUAAAUGGAUGUUUUGAAUUUGCCGUACACACGUUACGAAUUAUAAUUAAGCCCUAGUUUUGACUAGCCUGUUUACUGUACAGUGAAUUUUUGUAUAUUCCAGUUACUUAGGUGAAUGUUCCCUUGAGAUUUUGGUACAAUUUAAUGGAGGCAGAAGUCUGCAUUUGAAGUCAAAAAUGAUUGGUCUGUUUUUCAUAUUUAAGUAGCAUGUGGCUAUUUUUAUACUAAUUUUGAUAUUGUAUACAUUCUUUUCAUGAUCUUAUUUUGCCACUAUAAACAUCAACAAAAAAGGAGGUUUUUAGAACCUGAGUUUUAAUAGCAAUUUUGAAUUUGUAAAGUUGGUAGUUGCAGAAAUCAAACACUAGGUGGCACCCAGUUGUCUUAACAUUGGAGAUACUGAUAUAGUUGUCAACUGUUUUUUUUUUAACUUCCUGUGCAGAGGAAAUUUUCCAAACAACAAAAGAUUGUUUUGAUCAUAUGCAUGUAUGUAGAAUAUUUUUGUAGAACAGAAAGAUUAAUGUUCAAAGUGUCGUUUUAUUUUCAGAAGUCAUAUACGUGUGAGCUACAAUUUUGAGUGCUUUAUAAACACAUAAUUUAUGUGUAAAUGAAAAUUUAAUUUCAUAACAGUUUGUACAAAUUAAGCCUUUGGGAAAGUAUCCCUAAGCUGGGGAAAGAGGAGGCAAUAACAACUUAAUGAAAAGAUGGUCUCCAAUUUCUGAAUGGAAGAACUACAUACAGUGGAGAAAUAUAAUAAAGACAGUACCAUGCUGCA
Kogia breviceps (pygmy sperm whale) is the source of this 1725-nucleotide messenger RNA. It is a transcript of the gene EIF1AX, whose product is annotated as eukaryotic translation initiation factor 1A X-linked. Gene Ontology annotation, molecular function: translation initiation factor activity; RNA binding. Gene Ontology annotation, biological process: translational initiation. Gene Ontology annotation, cellular component: cytoplasm. NCBI's taxonomy places the organism in Eukaryota, Metazoa, Chordata, Mammalia, Artiodactyla, Physeteridae. The record is from RefSeq and is a predicted model, not a curated record.